AUGACAAUUUCAAGCAAGAGUUGGGACCCAUGGCCACAUGAUACAAGAAUCCUAGCUGCAAUCCUACAUCAGGCAACACAUAAACAGAAGCCCGGUGGACCCUCCGAUCAACUGAGGUCUGAGCCGUGCGAUCUGGUUUCUGGUAGCAUCCACGGCUCCGGCAGCGCCAGCGCCCGGGCCCGGCGGCCGCGAGCCCGCGAUCAACCAGACAGUUAUGACUUGUGGGCGCCCGGCGGCGAGAAAUUGUGCCCGUUAGUGGACUGGAGAUAUGGGCUAAAUAGUUUAUGGGCUUCAGAAGAAUCGCAAAGCCCAGAGGGGCACAGGCCAGCAUGGCCCCAACGUGGCUUCGCCAGUGCCCGGAGGCAGUGGAGCGACACGAGCGCGAGUCAGGUCGGAGUCCCGGCCGCCACCCGCGCCAAGCUAGCUAAAGCUGGGAGCGCAAGAAAAUGGGCGCCAGCGCCGUCGCCGCUCACGGGGCGCGGCGUGCGUGUUCGGCUGCAGGGAGCCGCACCUUGUGCAUGCCCGCGCGCGACGCACGUACGUGGUGCUGGCCCAGCAGCUGGCAAAGCAUCGGUCGGCGCCGUCGCGCAGGUUGCUUGCGUCGUCCGCUCUAGUUCAGUUCGGCAUAGAGGACUCCUGCAGCAAGCGAGUCUUGAGCUCCUUGAUCUGUCUGGCAGCCUCAACGCGGACCCUCAACGCAGUGAUGAAGUGAGAAAUCCUCUCGGUGAACCUGGCCUUGGCAGCGGCGCUGCCAACUCGGAGAGCAAACUCGUCAAGACAAUCCUCGAUGUCGUACCGCAGCUCCCUGACUUGGUUGCUCCAGUUCUUCACCUGUGGGUCGAGCUCAUCUUCACUGUCCAGCUUCUUGAGGAGAGCGUUUAUGGUGCAGAGCUCAUCCCGGAGAAAGGCCGUAUCGUUUGACAAGUCUGUGAGGUUGCUGCACUUGGCCCCCAUCAGCUGUGCGAGCUUUGCAAGAACGGACUCCAUGGCUCUGUGGCGCAAAUUCGGAAUUGCCGCGUGAGAAUCGAACAGUUUUUGUAGUAGUAGGUAUCUGAAAGUUAAGAAGAACAGCACAUUUCUGCACUCUGCAGUCACCCUAUCUGCUCUGGUCUACUACUCAUAUAUGUACUUGGCCUUGGGAUGUCACACAUAUUACUACUAUCUUCUUGUCUCUCUCUUUUGUUUUCCCAUGCCGUUUUGUUUUCAAGUCAAGAAGUGUAGCUAUCAACACACCGCCCCCAUCUGCACGCCACGAUUGCCGGCCAAAAACAGUUUUUAUAUAUGCCGCAAUUUACACGCCACGACUGGCGGUCA
Messenger RNA from Sorghum bicolor (sorghum), 1314 nucleotides. RefSeq lists its product as uncharacterized. The record is from RefSeq and is a predicted model, not a curated record. The coding region runs from base 1 to 921 and encodes 306 amino acids. NCBI's taxonomy places the organism in Eukaryota, Viridiplantae, Streptophyta, Magnoliopsida, Poales, Poaceae. The transcript is spliced from 4 exons.